AUGACCCAGAUUCUGCGCGAUGCCACCGGCAUGAUUGGCAGCAUCUCCUUUGCUUGGAUUCAGGGAUCAGACCUGGACAACAACGCCAAGCAGUGGCGCUUGGUGGCCGACGUGCUCAACGACACAGCCAUGCUCCUCGAGCUGAUAUCACCCCUGCUCCCCGCGUACUUUCUCUUCCUGGUUUGCGUGGCUAGUCUAGCACGCGCCAUCGUCGGCGUAGCAGGCGGUGCCACGCGAGCCGCCUUGAUUCAACACCAGGCCCGUAACAACAACAUGGGAGAUGUCGCCGCGAAAGACGGCUCACAGGAAACAUUGGUCAACCUCGUGGCUCUUCUCGUGAAUCUUAUUCUCGUUCCUCUUGUCAGCCAAAAUGCGCAAGUUGUCUGGUCCCUCUUUGGCCUGAGCACGUGUUGCCAUAUUUUCUUCAACUAUAAGGCCGUGCGCAGCCUAUGCAUGACGCGCCUGAAUGGGCGGCGAGCCCACCUAAUCGUGGAGCACUAUACUCGUCACCAGCAGAUUUUAUCUCCAAAGAUUGCAAAUCAGCGCGAGCCCUUAUUCUUUGAUCCAGUGGCCCAGCGCAUUCAGCUUGGCGCCUCCCUGUUGCAACUAUACGCUGUCAUUCUGGCCGAAGAGGCAACGCCGGCUGAUAUGCAGCGGGCCUAUUUCUCAGCGCUGUUCUCGCACUACGAAAUGCAAGACACUACACCGGGCUUGGUACGCAGCGAACCCACGACCGCCGUGGAUGCCGUCUUGUCGCAGCUGGCAAGCCAAGGCUGGAGUCCCACCGUGGCCCAGUAUUAUGAUCAUGGCUAUCGUGUUCAACUUGAGGAUACCCGGAAGAAGUUCAAUUAG
Molecule: messenger RNA, 852 nt
Organism: Monosiga brevicollis MX1
Lineage: Eukaryota; Choanoflagellata; Craspedida; Salpingoecidae
Exons: 6
Coding region: 1-852 (283 amino acids)
Source: RefSeq, a predicted model, not a curated record